Gadus morhua (Atlantic cod) is the source of this 2066-nucleotide messenger RNA. Its product is annotated as carboxyl-terminal PDZ ligand of neuronal nitric oxide synthase protein. NCBI's taxonomy places the organism in Eukaryota, Metazoa, Chordata, Actinopteri, Gadiformes, Gadidae. The record is from RefSeq and is a predicted model, not a curated record. Bases 472 to 2049 code for a protein of 525 amino acids. Gene Ontology annotation, molecular function: nitric-oxide synthase binding. The transcript has 10 exons.
CUUGCGUCUACAACAGGCUGCCUGCUACUGAACAACAUAAACGGCUGCAGUAUUGGGCUUGUUUUAAUGUUGUAUUCAAUGCUCUGCCCUGUAUGGAUAUAAGUGGACGUUUAUCGGGAGUAUUGCAUGAUUAUAGAGACAUGACAACACGCGUGUCUUCAGCUACGUGCGUCAUCGGAAACCCUACAGCAUCCAUCCCAGCCCUUCGGGUGUCUUCGUGUCGUUGAACAACGGAGAGAGUGGGGGGAAGAAGCUAAGGGAUCACUUAAAGAUCGAUUUAAUUGUUCCCAAUACAUCGAUCAAUCAGUCCGUCGCCCAGUUCUUCCAACCUCAAAUGACCUCUGGGCGCAGACUCGCGCAAAUCAGCGUGCGCGUGGCGAUGUUGAGCGCGAUGCGCAUUCGUGCGGGUCACUAGCGUUGUCAUAAAACAAGUGUGGCGGCGGUGACAAGUCGCACGCCGUCGUUGAAGCAAUGCCAGGCGUAACAAAGUACAAUUUAGUGGACGAUGUACACGAUUUGAGGAUCCCCAUGCACAACGAGGACGUGUUUCAACAUGGGGUGUGCUUCGAGGCGAAGUACAUUGGCAGUUUGGAGGUGGGUCGGCCAGGCAGCCGAAUGGAGAUAGUAGCUGCAAUGAGGAGAAUACGGUACGAGUUCAAACUGAAGAACGUGAAGAAGAAGAAGGUCAACAUCAUCGUGUCGACGGACUUCGUCCGGGUGAUCUUGCGUAAGAAGAGGAAGAGGAAGGAGUGGUCCUGGGACGACAGCGCCGCCCUGGUGGCCCAGGACCCCAUCUACAGGAUCUUCUACGUGUCCCACGACGCUCAGGACCUGAAGAUCUUCAGCUACAUCGCCCGCGACGGCCAGAGCAACGUGUUCCGCUGCAACGUCUUCAAGUCCAAACGAAAGUCUCAGGCUAUGCGGAUCGUCCGGACGGUGGGCCAGGCCUUUGACGUGUGUCACCAGCUGAGUCUGCAGACGGGGGAGGAGGUGGAGGGAGAGGGGGAGGAGGGGGAGGAGGGGGAGGAAGGUGGACCAGCUGAGGAGCGCGUGUGUGAGGAGACUGACCCUGACGACGUCACCACCGAGGAGAGCCUGGAGGCGUCGCCCUCGGAGGCCGAGAGGCGCCGGCGGGACCACGGCCUCACCAACAACCUCCAGGCACCAACGGCCGCGCCCCUGCAGCCGGGCGCCCCCCCUGGCGCCCUGGCCGGGGGGGCGCUGAGCGGGGAGCUGUCCGGACCAGUGGAGCUCCAGCUGCUCCAGAGACAGCUGCAGCAGCAGGAGCAGCAGGCGCAGGCCGCCGCCGCCCAGGUGUGUGUGCUCCAGGACCAGCUGUCGGUGGAGGCGUGUGGGCGCGUGGAGGCCCAGGCGCGGGUCCAGCGGCUGCUGCAGCAGAACACUGACCUGCUGCAGCACAUCGCCCUGCUGGUCAAACAGAUCCAGGAGCUGGAGCUCAAGGCCGCCGGCCACAUGCACUCCAUGGGCUCCCAGGACAGCCUCCUGGAGAUCACCUUCCGGGCCCAGCCCGCCCACCUGCCCCCCUCCCCCUGCUCGGCCCCCCCCCCGGGGCCCCUCCACCUCCAGCUCCACCCGACCCCCCCCGCCACCAGCACCAGCAGCGGCGGCAGCAGCCCCUGGAUCUCCCCCCCCAGGGGCCCCCCCGCCCCCCCCAGGGGCCCGGCCGGCCCCGGGGGGGGCGUGCGGCUGGAGUGUUUCCGCUUCUCCGCCCGGGGCCCAGGGGGGCCCCUGGGGGGGCCGGGGGGGCUGGAGCUGGGGGAGACCCCCGGCGACGGGGCCCCCGGCCUGGGGGAGGACGGCUCCCCGCUGGGGGCCCUGGAGCUGCUGCGCUUCCGGGAGUCCGGGAUCGGCUCCGAGUACGAGUCCAACACGGACGACAGCGAGGACCGCGACAGCUGGGGGCCCGGGGAGGGGGGGGGCGAGGGGGGGGGCCCGGGGGGCGAGGGGGGGGCGCCGCUCGGACGCCUCGCCAACGUCCUCGACGCGGAGGGCCCGUCCGACAGCUUAGGGGACGACAUGGCGGUGUAGGGCCCCCCCCCCGUCCC